UAGUUAAUUGUGUUACAUAUAAUAGAAAUAUUUACUUCAAACUAAAAAUAAAUAAAAAAAUCAAAUUGAAAAAUUAGUUAUAUAUAAUUUAAUAUAGAAAAAUUUACAUACAAAUAAAAAUGAUAAAUGUAACAAAUUUAAAUAUAUUAUUCGCGCAGAGAAAGGAUCUAGUUAUGAUAAAAGUACUAGAAACUGGUUAAUACUUUAAAAAUCGACUCAAUUAAACUUAAGUUUGGUUUCAGUUUGUUACCAUCUUUCGAUUAUUUUCAAAAAAUUUAAAUAAAAAUAUUAGAUAAUUCAAGUUAUUUGAUUUAAAAUCAAAUAUCUUAUAUUUUCAAUAAAAUAUUGAUUAAUUAAUUUUUUUGAAUAUUUCUAAAAAUACCAACAUAAAAUUUUGAUUUUUAAAUUGGAAAUUGAAAACUAAACAUAACUAGUAUUUAUUUAUAUAUAUAAUGAAUGUGUUUAGUAUUUAGUUAUUAUUUGGUUUUCGGUUGGGUUUUGGUUUUAAGUUUUUCGGUUUUUCGAAUUUCGGGUAAAAUUGAGUUAGCUGAGUCGUCUCCAGCGACUGAACAUCGCCGGAAAUGGACGGAGAAGGAGCCUCAGGCGAGUCUUCGUCUUCAAAUCAGCUAGAGAAUUGGAAAAAAGAACAGGAUCGUCUGAAGAAGAAACUGAUCACGCACGAUGACUUCUCAUGGCAAGGAUCAGAGACGCUUAAGUACGUUGGAGGUGUGGACAUAAGCUUCUCCAAGGACGAUUCUUCAGUGGCGUGCGCUUGUCUUGUCGUCCUCGAGCUACCUUCUCUCCGUGUAGUUCACAAUGAGCUCUCUCUAAUCCGCCUCCAAGUUCCUUAUGUCCCUGGGUUUCUCGCCUUUCGUGAGGCUCCGGUUCUGUUGCAGAUUCUUGAGAAAAUGAGGGAUGAUCAUCAUCCUUUCUAUCCUCAGGUACUGAUGGUUGAUGGGAAUGGGAUUCUUCAUCCACGAGGAUUUGGCUUGGCGUGUCAUUUAGGUGUUCUUGCUCAUCUUCCGACCAUUGGUGUCGGAAAGAACUUGCAUCAUGUGGAUGGUCUGGAUCAUUCUGAGGUUAGACGGUUGUUUCAGCUCAAAGAAAAUGAGGAUAAGAAAGUUAUCACUUUGGUAGGAAACUCUGGUUUCACAUGGGGAAUAGGGCUUAGGCCAACUCUGAGUUCUCUGAAGCCCAUAUACGUUUCAGUUGGCCAUCGCAUAUCACUUGAAACUGCGGUUGAGGUUGUCAAGAUGACCUGCAUGUACCGCGUACCUGAACCUAUUAGACAGGCAGAUAUAAGAUCAAGAGCAUAUCUUCAAAAGCACCAACUUCGUCUCUUAAAAGAUUUGGGACCACUCGGAAUGGGUAACUUUUGAUGUUUCCUUCACUCUUAUAGAUCUUGUAUCACACUAAAAUCACAACUGUACACAGUAGUUCACAUGUCCAUUUUCUUUCUCAUUCUUUUGUCUGGCACAGACUGAACAUUAGUCGUUAAAACAACCAAAGAAGGCUGUGAACACUUUUCCACAUUAAAGAUCAUUCUGCAAUGUCUUUACAGAGGAGCUCCACACAAGUUUUUCCUUUAUUUAUCUCAGUGACUCUAAACCAAGAUUAUUUCGAUUUAUCCACCGACUCUAACCAAGAUCAUUUCGAAGAGAUGAGUCUUGUUGUAUCAUUUUUGUAUCCAAUACAUUGUAUGUAUUUUGCGUUAAGAUAUGAAAUAUUUUCCAUGUA
Messenger RNA from Brassica rapa (field mustard), 1737 nucleotides. RefSeq names its product endonuclease V. The record is from RefSeq and is a predicted model, not a curated record. Gene Ontology annotation, biological process: DNA repair. Gene Ontology annotation, molecular function: single-stranded RNA binding; RNA endonuclease activity producing 5'-phosphomonoesters, hydrolytic mechanism. NCBI's taxonomy places the organism in Eukaryota, Viridiplantae, Streptophyta, Magnoliopsida, Brassicales, Brassicaceae. Gene Ontology annotation, cellular component: nucleolus; cytoplasm.